AUGGCGACAACUCUCAGCUCAACCUCCCCACCAGAAAGCAAGCUCAUGCUUGAAAAAGCUACAGUCGAAGAUAUACCCGCCAUUGAGUCCAUGGUCAAUGCCGCCUAUUCAAAAUAUAUUGAGCGCAUUGGCAAGCUACCAGCUCCUAUGACAGAAGACUGGGACCAAGCGGUCCGCACACGUGAAAUUCUCGUCCUGAGAGAUAAUGAACGGACCGUGGGCUCUAUCACCAUCCAUGAGGACGAGCAGACCACCUCGCUCAAAAUUGACAACGUCGUAGUCAAUCCGGGAGAGCAGGGUCGAGGUUACGGAUAUCAUAUGAUCAAGUAUGCGGAAGUGGAAGCUUUAAAUAAGGGGCUGUCUAGUGUGACGUUGUUCACCAAUGUGAAGAUGUUCGAGAAUAUCGGGUUCUAUGCAAAACUGGGGUUUGUGGAAACGGAUCGGAGAAUGGAGGACGGGUUUGAACGCGUAUAUUUCUAUAAGAAUCUUAGUUAG
Penicillium crustosum is the source of this 495-nucleotide messenger RNA. Its product is annotated as GNAT family N-acetyltransferase. The record is from RefSeq and is a predicted model, not a curated record. The transcript has a single exon. Gene Ontology annotation, biological process: protein acetylation. Gene Ontology annotation, cellular component: cytoplasm. Gene Ontology annotation, molecular function: N-acetyltransferase activity; acetyl-CoA binding. Bases 1 to 495 code for a protein of 164 amino acids. NCBI's taxonomy places the organism in Eukaryota, Fungi, Ascomycota, Eurotiomycetes, Eurotiales, Aspergillaceae.